UUGAGCAAGAUAGGAGCGUCUCAUGCAGUGCGUUUCCUGGUGUCAAGUCGGUGAAGCUGCAAACGUGGAGCGGAGGAGUUCAGUGUACUUCUGGACACUACGGGAAGAGGAUCCGGUAAAAAAAAAAGUUAAUUAAUUAAAUAGUCUGUGACGAAGAUUGACCUUCCCGAACGAGCGCUACCGACUCACUUUGUUCAGCGGUGUGCCGUACUUCAACUCCAUUAGAGGAAAAGCUCAACCACUGGCCGACAUUAAGAUGAAAGUAAACCUCCUUUUAGCAGUCAUUGGGUGCGCUGUGGUUGGCGUCCUGGCACAAAACAAGACCAGUGCGACCACGAUAGCGUUCAGCGUCCGGAAAGCAGCUACCAUCACCAACCAGUUCUUGCUCCAAGCAUCGCCUUUCAACGUCCAGUUCCGGGUCAGGGAGAAAGCAAUGAUGAAGUCAGUGACAUAUUCCAAAUUCUGCCCGUCUUGCUUUCUUUGUGGAACCGGUCAUCAUAAUUUUAUUUUUCCGUAUCUCAACCAGGAAGUAUUGACUAAUGACGGUGCAGGAUGGAUACCAACCACUGGUGAAUUCAUAGCUCCUAAGUCUGGCGUCUACUUCUUUACCUUCAGUGUCAUGUCGGCCAAGACCAAAGAGGCUACGGUUGCACUCAUGAAAAAUAGCGACUACCAGGUUACAGCAUUCGUCAACCCCGGACAUAAUAUGGCGACUAACUCGGCAGUACUGUCUCUCAAGGCUGGUGACAGCGUCCACCUCGUUGUCCAGGAAGGAGAAAUCUACGAAAAUCCUUUGUAUGAAUCUUACACAACUCUCUCUGGAUACCAGAUUAGCAGCAAAUAAUUUCUGUAGUCUUUACUCUCAUUUAAGCCUUUUGUUGUUCGUUUUUGUUGUAGAUCAUUAUGUUGUUACUUUCCAAAUUUAACAAAUCAAAACUUCUCGGGUUUGUGUCAUCAAUAAUCAAUUGUGUUUUAGUUAUGUAGCUUUAGUUCCCAAACGUAUCGGCCUGUAUUGCAGAUAUUUAGCUCUUAGGAAAAUAUCUUAACCUUUCGUAGCCACUUUUAUCUGUGAGAAAUAGAUUGCUUUUAACAGUUAAGUUAAUCAAAUAUAUCCUUAAUUUUAAAGCAGAGUUUGGAACUGACAGUAAUCUAUGCGUUUUCUAUGCCUUUAACAUUUGCAAAGUAAUAUCAUUAAAUAAUAGGAUAAAAACUGAAGCAGAUUUUUCUUUAUCUGUCUUGAAAUAUGAAUUAGUCGUCAAUGUUAAGAACGCUUUUACUUUCUUGCAAAGAAAUGGUUACAAUAAAGGUACUGAUACACAGUCUUUUAAUUUAUAAAUAUCCUUAUAUUUAUGCGAUUGCCACUAUAACGCGUAAACAAAUGAGAUUAUCUGGUAAAACUUAAUUACUUUCGAUUCUCCUAAUGUUUUGGAACCUUCUUUUUAGGGGAACCAGAAAAAUUUCAUGGAGGCUGGCCCCAAUUCUC
This is a messenger RNA of Macrobrachium nipponense, 1483 nucleotides long. Its product is annotated as cerebellin-3-like. The coding region runs from base 257 to 844 and encodes 195 amino acids. Gene Ontology annotation, molecular function: protein binding. NCBI's taxonomy places the organism in Eukaryota, Metazoa, Arthropoda, Malacostraca, Decapoda, Palaemonidae. The transcript has 5 exons. The record is from RefSeq and is a predicted model, not a curated record.